CGUAUGACACGUAAGGCUAGUUUAAAAAUAAACGCAGAAGUGUCGUGUGGCUCAGUAUUUCCAAUUUUGUAUUAAAAAGUUUUUUAAUAGGAUAAUUAUACGUUUGGGAUGUCAGAACACGUCCUCCCGGCUGAAGAGCCGGUGCGUUUCAUAGCCCCGAUAAUUCAGGACAAUCCCACAGGAUGGGGGCCCUGCGAAAUGCCGGACCAAUUCAGGGAUAUGCCUUACCAGCCUUUUAGUAAAGGCGAUCGUUUGGGGAAAAUCAGCGAUUGGACUGUCGUCCAGGAUAAGAAAUACCAAAACAAGUACGCGUCUCAAUUCGGCGCUGGUUCGUCGUACGCCUAUUUCCAUGAUGAAGAUGAGAGUACAUUCCAUCUGGUUGACACGACUCGCGUCCAGAAGCCCCCGUACCAACGCGGCAGGGCCCGCGGUCAGCGCGGACGUGGUGCUCGAGGAGCCCGUACUCCUGGCGGCAUGACAACUUUGAGCAAGCAACGUGAUCGCAAGCUGGGCAAGAGAUGGGGCCAGAGAGGUGCUCCUAUGAAGAUUCGUGAUGCGUCAGUCACUGUGCGACCCACUUGGGUCACUAUUGAAGACAUGGACUUCCCCAGGCUGGCUAAGCUCUCGUUACCAGGAAUUAAAGAUGGUGAGGAUAUUGCGUGCUGCGGUACCUUGGAGUACUAUGACAAGGCUUACGACAGAGUGAAUGUGAAACAUGAGAAGCCACUGCAGCGCAUUGACCGCAUCUUCCAUACGGUCACAACCACAGACGACCCUGUAAUCCGUCGCCUGAGCAAGACCACUGGCACGGUGUACGCCACGGACACCAUCCUCGCCACCAUCAUGUGCUGCACGCGUUCCAACUACUCCUGGGACAUUGUUAUUGAGAAGAUUGGCGACAAGUUGUUCUUGGACAAGCGCGACAACACGGAGUUCGACUUGCUGACGGUGAACGAGACGUCGGUUGAGCCUCCCGCCGACGACGGCAACUCCAUCAACUCGCCGCGCAACCUGGCACUGGAGGCCACGUUCAUCAACCACAACUUCAGCCAGCAGGUACUGAAAUCUGGUCCCACCGAGCCGAAGUACAAGUUUCCGGAGGCGAAUCCGUUUGUGUCUGAAGAAGAAGGCGAAGUGGCUUCCGUCGGGUACCGCUACCGCAAGUGGAACCUCAACAAUGGAGUGGUUCUGGUAGCUCGGUGCGAGCACGACGCAGUCAUGCAGGGUCCGCAGAACGAGACGCAGUUCCUGACUAUCAAGGCGCUGAACGAGUGGGACUCCAAGGUGGCCAAUGGGGUGGAGUGGCGGCAGAAGCUCGACACUCAGCGGGGCGCCGUGCUAGCUAACGAGUUGAGGAAUAAUUCCUGCAAGCUCGCCAAGUGGACUGUUCAGGCGCUGCUGGCGGGCUCGGACCAGGUGAAGUUCGGCUACGUGUCCCGCACGCAGGUGCGCGACAACGCGCGGCACGUGAUCCUCGGCACGCAGCAGUUCAAGCCGCACGAGUUCGCGGCGCAGAUCAACCUGUCCAUGGACAACGCGUGGGGCAUCCUGCGCUGCAUCAUCGAUAUCUGCAUGAAGCAGAAGGACGGUAAAUACCUGAUAAUGAAGGACCCCAACAAGCCGCUGAUCCGCCUGUACGACAUCCCGGACAACACGUUCGAGUCGGACGGCUCGGAGGAGAGUGGGGACGAACCCGCGGACACGCCCUUCGCGCCGCUCUACUCCUACGGGAACUCCAAACGAGUGUAGGUUUCAAACUAGAUUAUAGGCCAGGAGCUGGUGGUUGCAAGUACAGUAUGGCCUUAUCGAUUUUGUUAUGCCUAUGUACGGCCCAGCGUGAAUUCUCGAAAAUACAGACAUACCUGUCAAUCAUUUUUAUGAAAAUAUUAUUAUGUUGAAAAACUAUUGGAAAUUACAUCGUUUCCCAACCUGUGGUCCGCGGACCCGGGGGUCCGCGAGUAUAUGUGUGGGGGUCCGCGGCUUCAUCUCUGGGCCAUACAUAAUUGCUAAUGUCUCGUAUUUGAAAUACUAAUUUGAAUAUUGAAAGGGUCUGACCUUUCACACGGAUCUUACUGCUUACUUCAACUUGAACGUUUUUCCUAUAUUUCAUAGUAAACAGUUAUAACUACCUAUUUUUUAUCUGUAAUAUCUAAAAUAAAUACCUAAUCGGGUUUUUUUACUGUUUAUUUUAUUAAGGGGGUCCGUGAAAACUGUGCUUGAUUUCCUUGGGGUCCAUGGCUGAAAAUGGUUGGGAAAACGCUGGUCUAGUGUCGAUAUAAAAGUGAGUAAACCUUGAGAUGUCGCGUAUUGUGACGAGAUUCCUCUCUCUGAAGCCUUGACUACCAGUUGCUUAGGCACUCAAACGCCAGCGGAAGGGCUGGAUUUUAUUGUGUAAACUUUAAUAAUAAAAUACAACAAAUUUGCCACCAGCUCCCUGCCUAUAACCAAAGUAGUAACUUUUGUAUAACCUUACUAAGUUAAUCAGAUGUAUUAUUUCAUAUUAUUAUUCGGUGAAAUAAAAAUCUUUUGGUCACA
This is a messenger RNA of Bicyclus anynana (squinting bush brown), 2535 nucleotides long. It is a transcript of the gene eIF3d1, whose product is annotated as eukaryotic translation initiation factor 3 subunit D. The record is from RefSeq and is a predicted model, not a curated record. Lineage: Eukaryota; Metazoa; Arthropoda; Insecta; Lepidoptera; Nymphalidae. Gene Ontology annotation, cellular component: eukaryotic translation initiation factor 3 complex; cytoplasm. Gene Ontology annotation, molecular function: translation initiation factor activity. The transcript has 10 exons. Gene Ontology annotation, biological process: translational initiation. Bases 109 to 1749 code for a protein of 546 amino acids.